CUUGAUAAUUAAUGGCCUAUGACCUCUGUUUAUUUGCAAGUCCAGUUAGAGCACGAAAGGAAUACAUUUGGGCAAGAUGUUGAAGGGACGACCACUUCAGUACUUCGGCACUUGUAUAGCGCUUCUAAACAUGCUGGGAAUGGGCAUGCAUGUGGGCUGGCCUUCGCCGUUCUUACCAGUACUUGAACGAGACCCACUCACUAGUAUAACAAAGGACGAAGGGUCAUGGAUCGCUACAACGUAUCUGAUUGCCGGUCCUGUGGGUUCCAUAAUUGCAGGUAUUGCACUUAACAAAAUUGGGCGCAAGAGGUCGUUACUGCUAUCGGCGCUGCCUUUCUUAACAUCGUGGAUUAUCAUCGCCAUCACUCAACGCCUCGGCUUCCUUCUUCUGGCGAGAUUCAUCGCAGGAAUCGGCGGAGGUGCUAUCUACAGCGUCCUUCCAAUUUACAUAAGUGAAUUAGUCGAUCCUCCAAUACGAGGCUUUUUAAUUUCAGUUAUGGGCACGUUAACUAUAGUCGCCUCUUUAUUUAUUAACAUUUUAGGUUACUAUGUGAACAUAACGUAUUCCUCGCUUAUUUGCACGCUGCCGUCUGUCGUAUUUCUACUUUUCUUUCCCUUUAUUCCUGAAACACCGAAUUACUACAUAGUUAAUGGAAAGAUCGACGUCGCGCGGAAAGUGCUCAGCCAAGUUCGUGGACGCCAAAUAGAUGCCGAGGAAAUUCAAGAACUUGUGGAAUCUAACGAGAAAGGGUUAGCAAAAGCGGGCGUUCUAGAUCUUUUUAAAAUUGCGAGCAAUAGAAAAGGGCUUUUCGUUUGUUUGGGCACGAUGGGCGCCCAGCAGCUCGCCGGUAUAGUGCCUAUUAUAUUUUACACGCAAACCAUUUUUGAAAAAGCCGCUGCAGAUUUUCCUGUGAUAGCCUCAACUUCAUUGCUUUACGUACUUUUAAUUGUAUUUUCUGCAGUCUCUUCUGCGAUUGUCGAUAGACUUGGACGACGUCCCCUGCUUAUAACAUCAAUCUCAUGUUGCUGUGUGGCCCUUUUGAUGGAAGGAGUGAAUCUAUACCUUAAAAGUCAAGGUGGGUUGAAUAGCAUCGGAUUAUCCUGGAUGACUCUAGGCGAUCUGUCUUUUUUGGUAAUCGGGUACAGUAUUGGACUGUUGGUACUCCCAUCAGUUUUUCUGAGUGAACUUUUUCCUUUAAACGUAAAAGGAUUAGCUGUUGGCUUCUGUAACAUAUAUUUCUCUGUAGUGGCAGCUGCCGUAUCUAAACUGUUUCAAAUUACUAGUGAUCAUUACGGACUACACGUACCAUUUUUUGUGUUCUCCGCUUCUUCCUUUCUCUCCUUGGUAUUUGCGGUGAUUGUAGUUCCAGAAACAAAAAAUAAGUCACUGGAACAAAUCCAGAUAGAUCUGCGUAAUAAAGAUGAACAUAAUAAAGGCGAACAAACACAUUUGUUGAAGAAAUACUGCUCAGAACAAUGAUACGAUACGCUAUCAAUUUCUAAUACGUUGUAUAGUACCUAUGGCCAUUCGCAAAAUGCGUACCCUUAAUUUUAUAUACCUAGCCAAUAAAUUCAAAUUUUAUCCUUA
This is a messenger RNA of Photinus pyralis (common eastern firefly), 1588 nucleotides long. Its product is annotated as facilitated trehalose transporter Tret1-like. Gene Ontology annotation, molecular function: transmembrane transporter activity. Gene Ontology annotation, biological process: transmembrane transport. Gene Ontology annotation, cellular component: membrane. Bases 77 to 1480 code for a protein of 467 amino acids. Lineage: Eukaryota; Metazoa; Arthropoda; Insecta; Coleoptera; Lampyridae. The transcript has 2 exons. The record is from RefSeq and is a predicted model, not a curated record.